Larimichthys crocea (large yellow croaker) is the source of this 3349-nucleotide messenger RNA. RefSeq names its product SIN3-HDAC complex associated factor, like (gene sinhcafl). The coding region runs from base 661 to 1341 and encodes 226 amino acids. The record is from RefSeq and is a predicted model, not a curated record. Lineage: Eukaryota; Metazoa; Chordata; Actinopteri; Sciaenidae. Gene Ontology annotation, cellular component: Sin3-type complex. The transcript is spliced from 6 exons. Gene Ontology annotation, biological process: negative regulation of cell migration.
UUCCUCUUAGGCAGAAAUUACAUUCAUACAGUUUUUAAGCGGUUUGUUGUGCGCGUGUAGACCGGUCGUAAUGUGGCGUAACUGUAGCCUGACGCGUGCGCUCGCGGUCGUCGCGAGCUGAACGUACAAAGACUAACCGACAAUGGAAUAACGUGGAAGUGAACGAGCGCGUCGCGUGGUGAUGGUAGCACUGUCGGCUAGCUAGCAUGCUAACAGCUAACAACAAUGAGCCAUAUUUGGCGCUCUGGCGGGCAAAAGUUAGAGUUUAAAGGGAAGGAUGUGUCCAUGGCAACUUUUUACAUUUCAUUAAAACGUUGACACCACGUGUGAAUUAUAUCAAGUUGACGGUUGUUGUUUGUUUUUUUUUUAGACACGCGUGUUACGUUACACAUAAUUGAACGAAUAGCCCGGUAGCUUUUUGUUUCUUCACUUCAGAAAGCGCUGCUGCCCGCUUCUUGUUUCGACUUCUCGCUGCAAACAAAUCAACAGCUGAACAACGUCUUGCAUUAAAUAUUCCCAUUGUUUUUUUUUGGUGCUCGCAAAUUUCCAAAGUUUCCAGUUUGCUGACCGAAGUUGAGAAAAGACACACUGACGCCGAGUUAACGAUAGUAAAACGUCGUGUUGUGUUUUUUUGCCAUAACGCUGACCAACAGACAGACUAUGUUUGGCUUUCACAAGUCAAAGAUCUACCGGAGUAACGACGGCUGUUGCAUCUGCAAGACCAAGUCCUCCAGUUCACGCUUCACAGACAGCAGUCGAUAUGAAGAGACGUUCAGACUGUGUUUUGGGCUGUCAGAAGAUCGUGUUGGAGACAUCUGCAAUGCCUGUGUGUUGCUGGUGAAAAGGUGGAAGAAGCUCCCUAAUGGCUCCAAGAAGAACUGGAACCAUGUGGUGGAUGCCAGAGCUGGGCCGGGCUUCAAGGUGACAAAACCCAAGAAGAUGAAGAACAGCGAUGGGAAAAAGAAAAGCAAGCUAAAGAAGCUCCACAAGUUAAAGAGACAAACAGACUCAGAUGCCCUCAGUACAACCUCCAGUGUGUCUCCUGGGCAGUCCCCCAGCUACAGCAACCAGUCAGAUGAUGGCUCAGACAUCGAGUCCAAACAAAGACGCCCGACUCCCACCAUCUUCUCUUUCCUGGACCGUUCCUAUUGGAAAAGACAAAAGGUGUGCUGUGGGAUUGUCUAUAAGGGUCGAUUUGGAGAGGUGAUCAUUGAUCCUCGACUGUUCAAGCCCUGCUGCAGCUCCAAAAAGCAGAAGACACUGGCAUCCACACAAGUGGCCGCACGCCUUCCCGACACGCUUCCUCCACAGCUCCCAGAAGACGUGAAAGAAACCUGGUGAUUGCUUUUGUUAAAUCCCCCUGUAGGGUUAUCCAUGGCAUCCGCCUGGAUUUGUCUCCAGUGGAAGACCUCCCCAUUUUCACUCCUCCAAUUAUAUCUGUUAGCUAGAUGUUACUUUUAUAUGUAAUAUUCCUUUUUAUAUGCGUAUUUUUUAAAAUUUUGUAUAGAGUUGAUUUUCUUUUUUUAUAAAAAACAAAAAAGAAGAAAAAAACGUAUGGGCAUUAGUGUUAUUUAUAGGAUGAGAAUUUUGUCAAGGCUCUGUUUCUAAUUAUGAAUUAUUUUUGGUUAUUUUGUAUUACAUGAUUGACGUUUUGUAAAUAUUUUGUCACCUUUUCGUACAUAUCAAGACCGUUCUAUUUUUUACUUUAAUUUGUCAAAUUGCAAGUGUGCAUAUGAAAGACACCAGCUAUUCUAAUACCAGCUUUUUCUGUUUGUUGGAGUGGCCCUUCAGCAGUGUUUGGUCGUUUGUUUGAUCCAUGUGUGCAAAUGUGGGAGUCUGUAGGAUUUUUAGUGCACAAGUGGCUGUUGAUUACACCAGGGAUCAUUAGUAAAACUGUUAUCGUUAGAGAACUGUUCUCGAUUAAUUUAAUGAGCUUUUAAUGUGUGUCUGUGUGGAUGAGAACAAAAUAAUCUCUCUGACAUUUUCACAGCUUAAGCAUGCCACACGUUUGAAACACUCCAUGCAUGCAGUACAUUCCACUGCCUUUUGGAAUGACAAAAGUGAUUUUAUUUAUUUCUUUUGUACAGCCUCCAAUGAAAUGAAAAUGCAUGUUGUAAAGCAAAUGUUUUUUAAAAUGGAUUUUGUAAAUACAGUGCUUUGGCUCUUGGUACAUCCAACCCUCUUUUUUUAAAUUUUAUUUUUUUUAUUGCAGAAUGGCAAACCACUACUUCUGUAAAGAACAUUUUUGCGUGUGUGAAAGAUGCUUUACGCUAUUCACUUUUAGCACAUUGUCACAUCUAAUCUUCUCAAACGCAUUACUUUACAGGUGUGCAGAGCUGCAUCCUGUGGUGUGUUCAGAAAUGUGUGUAGAUUGCAGGGAAAGCUAAAUGCUAAACUGCAGCGUCAGAGUGCUGCAAUAUUCCUUAUCUGUUUGAUAAAGGCAUGCAGUUCUCAGAAGCUGAACAUACAGGAAAUACAUGACAUGUUUAACGGAUACAUUUUUGGCAGACAAAUGUUAGAGAAAAUGUGUUUGUGGUCGUCAUUGCUGUGAUUUAUCUUCAGAAGCAAUUGUCAAAGUUCAAACUAUGCAGACGUUUUGAAUGUGAGAAGUGCUCUUUCUGUCACUUUCGCUUAUGUAGCGUAAAGUGAUCAAUCCUUUUCAACCAAAUUGGCUUGUCAAAAGCAUCCAUUAUUUCAGCAAUAAUUUUACACUUACUAAUCCUAAUCACAAUUCAUAACUGUUUCAAGAUAUUUCUUAUGUGUGUCAUGUUAAAAUAAUGCUCAGAUUGCACGGUUUUAGCCAUGGUACAUACUGUGUCUCAAAUUAAUACUGCAGUGACAACGGUUGUUUUGUUUUGUGGUUGUUGUUUUUUUUGUGCGUUGCAUUAUUGCAGCUGUUUUCAAACUUCAUGAAUUGACAGGCGAUGCUCUGUAAAGUUGCUUAAUAUAUGAACUUUUCUGCGGCAGGGUAGUUAAAUGCUGAACAUGUUUUAUGAUUCUUAUUAAAAGGAGAAAUGCUGCUCCGUUUUUAAGAUGGGAAAAUAAGCUUGUUUUUGUCCUUAGGGAGUUGCCAUAUUAUUUUUUUUGAGAGGUACAUUUUGGGAUGUGAGAUGUGCCUUAAUGAAUUACCUGACCAUUAUGAUUAUCAUGUAAUUUAUAUUUAUUUAUUGCAAAACUUUUUUUUUUUAACUGAAUUUUUGAUCAUUUGUGUAGAGCCAUUCGGAAAGUCUGUUAUUAAUUUUGUGCACUUCCUUUGAACAUGCAAUGUAAAUUUUUUUUUAAUGCUUCUUUUGUAUACUGUACCACAAAGUAGAUCUCUGUAUUGUAAUAAAAAAAAGAAAGGGGAAAA